UCAUGAGCCAUGAUGCCAUUAUUCUGUAGCCAGACACUGAGGGAGACAAACGUGUUCGUGGUAGAUAUACAAACAAUCCAACAAGUGGAGUCUUUGCUAAAAUGUGUGGAGAUUUAUUAUCUCCACACAUUUAUUUAGUUGAUACUUUUAGAGACAGGAACUAACUUACAACACUUCCUUAGUGUAAUCGGAAUGACAGAUUAUUGCCAGGUCUGAAGUGAUGGACUUUACAGCUCACAUCUACAGAUAAGUGGCAACGUUGCAGAGAAACAUAUUGUUAGAAAAAAAGGGAAGAGCCUCAGAGAGGGGAAAACAGCUGAGUACCAACACGGACCAAUAUCACUGAUUCCUGUACACCAACCAGUACAGCAUUCACAGCAUACCAUCAGGAAAGAGACAGGUGAUGGAGAUGUUUUUUAAGCCUGUUCACAGCCCUUCUACCCUGGAUGAGAUCAAGCCAAGGAGGCACCACCACCAUCACCAGUAUCACCAUGACUCACAGUCACACAGGUCGGAUGGGUCAUCCCAGUUUGCUAGGUACACACCGUUUGAUGAUACAGACAAAAAUGCAAAUGAAAGACAUGAGCACUCCCACCACCAUCAUGGUCACCAUCUCCACGACAGCCCUCACCGCGAGGCUCACCGUCGUCAUCACACACACCAAGUUUCCCACAGUGAAGAGGAUGAGAUACAUUACAACCACCACACCCCAGUAACCCUCUCUAGGUCCUCAUCCUCUUCCCUUUCUUCAUCUCCUUCCUCCACCUCCUCUUCUUCCUGGUACACAGAGGCAAGCACAAAUAAUCCUUUCUCUGUACUCCAUGCUGUGCGGCCACAGCAUUCCCUAUCUUGCUCCAACAUCUUAGAUGUCCGCAGAGGUUUUCAGGAAGAUGACAGCAGUGAGCCUGUUGUCUUUGCCUCCAUUAAACAUGGCACAAAGGGCAGUGUUUCUCAUGAGAUUCAUGGAAGCUCUCAACAGAGGCAUGUUUUUUCUUCUCUUGACCGAGGUCACAGCAGAAGUGAAGAAGGUCCUCUGAAUGAAAUAAAUAAAGAGUGUGAUCUUGGGGGAGAAUACUCCAGGUCAUCACACAUAAACGGGCCAUUGUACAAGACAGCUAGUCUAAACCGAAGUCUGGCUUUUAGUGAGGAGGACAUUUUGCUCGGGGUCUCCAGAGGCCCCAAAAAAGCUGUGUCGUCCAGUCAGCUACCCAGCAAGGGGAUCCUCAAGAACAGGGAACGUCCUACUGACAUUCGCAAGGCAAAGUCGAUGGAGGUGCUGUCGCCAAGAGUUUCCAAAACACAAGAUCUGAGAGGACAGAAGAAUAAAGGGGUCACUCAAGCUGAGCUAGAGCAAGCCAGGUCCAAUUUUGUCCAAGGAAAGUUGCAGUUCUCUGCAUUUCUUGAUGAGAUAACAAAACAGGUUAUAAGUCCAUCAGACCUCACCAUAUUGGGUGUGAACAAAAGCAAAUCAGCAAGGAAGUCACUUGCUCCAGUACUUCAGACAGAUAGUCCAAUCAAACCUCAGCUCCCACCCAAAAAGCACAGAGAGAGCUCAGAAGAUGAGAGGGAGCAGCAUCCGAAACAUCAAAACAGACAGGAAAAAUUGGCUUGCACUGGCAGUCAGAAUCAACUAGACUUCUCCAGUCCUGAUAAACUAAUCUCUUAUUCAGCCAGAAGCCACCAUGGUAGCCCACCCCCUCAUACCCUGCCUUAUUCCACCAACCAUAACGCUCACCAUGGAAGCAGGCAUAAAAACAGGAAGCCAUCGCCCACUGGAGGUUCUGUGCAAAGAGACAGGUUUGGUAGAUCUGGAUCUCACUUUACUGAUGGCACCAGCAACAGCCCUGAGCCCAGCCAACCCGAACAACGCCACCACCACCACCGCCAAAAGCAUCCCACUGCCUCCCACCUUCCACACACUCAACAUUUCCACCAGACCCUGCCUCAGCAUGUGUACCCAGAUUCUGGACAUCAAAGACCUGCCAGCGCCUCAUCAUCCUCAGCCCAGUGUGCAGGAGCAGGCCUUGGGUCUGAGUCUUCGUCUACUAAAUCGGAUUCAUCCAGGGCCAGAGACACGGCCUCCACGGCCACCAGUCACAGUUCAGAGAAGAAUGGCAGACACCACUCACACAUGGGCUUGGGCCACUCUAAGCAAUGCAGGGACACACUGUGUGAGGCCAAUCAUCUCCAGGUGUUGCAGGAAGAGAAUGCAGAUCUUCAGCAGAACCUGCUGCAGACAGUUGUUUGCAUUGAGAGCCUGGAGGCGGAGUUGCAGAGAACCAGGGACGAGCUCAGUCACGUCAAAGAGAAAUAUAAAAGUCUUCUGGAGACGCACAGUGGAACCAAGCAGGCCAAUGAUCUGCUGGGUGAACACCUUCACAUAGCGUCAGAGAGUCUGAACAGUGAGAGGAAGCUCCUGUUAAAUCGCGUGUCCCAGCUGAGUUCAGAGUUGGAGGCUGCUCACAGGACCAUCGCUGCCCUAGAGAACAUCAAUGUGCCGUGCUUGAUAAAAGAUUUAUUAGAGAAGCACUUUUCCUCAGCGGAGUCCAUACAGAAGUUUGAGAGAGCCUCUGCUCCAAUCAGCUGUUCUGCCACCUCUCCACAAGGAGACUGCCGAUCCCACACAACAAAAGGGGAUGAAGAGUCACAUGAUCGGCUGACAAGCCCAGAGACAGGUCCUCAGAGAGUCACUGCUUUCAUGCCAUUUAAACACGGGGUGCCAAAAACAACAGCUGAGGCCAGUCUCUCAAAUCAACAUGAGUCCACCCACAGCCAACCUGACAUCAGCACUGCUAUAUAUAAGAAAAUGGCUGCUAGUUAUGCAGCGAGACCACAACCUCUUUAUCCCCAAAUUCAGCAGCAGCAGCAGCAGCAGCAGCCUCUUGUGGGCACUUACCAAUGUGACACCCCUCUAAACCUUCAGCCAACCAAUGUGGGUGGUGAAUUUUGGGCCGGAGAGGGAGGAGUGAAGGUAACACUUUUAGAGCAUGACGUUGUAGAUGUGACCUCCAUGACAGCCCAGCAGAUCUUGAAUGAUUUUAUGGAGCAGCUGCAGGUCCAUAAGGACGUGGGUGGGGGAACAGGGCCACAUGUCAAGCAGGAUUGGGUGGGAGGAGCAGAACAAACAGGCAAAAUGGCAGAUUGAAAAUUUCAAUCUGCCAUUCCAAUUCAUUAAAAAAACUACAUCUUUUGUAACAAGAAAAGUAAGAUGCAAAAAGCCCAGUUUGUGUAACACUUUAACACAUUGAACAGACAAUAUCGAAAUAUAGUUUAAUUCAAUCAGGUAUUCAAGAACAGUUCCCUCUAAAACUGUCAUUCUCUCCCAUAUUUACAGAGCGCAUGUUAAUCAUUUUAGAUAUUACCUAUGAUAUACACACAACAAUAGUGAGAAUUGGUUUCUGUCUUUAAUAAUAUUUAAAAUUUAAUGCAAUAUUCUGUGUUUAAUGAUUAUGUUUCAAAGAGAGUUUAGCAAUACGGGGUACAGUACUGAGCUCCUUAGGUGCAGAUGAUCAUAGACAUAUUCGUAUACACAUAUAUGUAUAUAUAUGUGUAUACGAAUA
Solea senegalensis (Senegalese sole) is the source of this 3560-nucleotide messenger RNA. RefSeq lists its product as uncharacterized. The transcript has 7 exons. NCBI's taxonomy places the organism in Eukaryota, Metazoa, Chordata, Actinopteri, Pleuronectiformes, Soleidae. The coding region runs from base 404 to 3145 and encodes 913 amino acids. The record is from RefSeq and is a predicted model, not a curated record.